Molecule: messenger RNA, 1278 nt
Organism: Rhinocladiella mackenziei CBS 650.93
Lineage: Eukaryota; Fungi; Ascomycota; Eurotiomycetes; Chaetothyriales; Herpotrichiellaceae
Exons: 6
Coding region: 1-1278 (425 amino acids)
Biological process (GO): cellular response to oxidative stress; protein phosphorylation
Molecular function (GO): calmodulin binding; ATP binding; calcium/calmodulin-dependent protein kinase activity
Source: RefSeq, a predicted model, not a curated record
AUGGCGUCGCAAGCCGGGGUACAGAAACCUCAAAUUCAACCGUGCCGGUACAAGACAGGGAAAACACUGGGGGCAGGCUCUUACUCGGUGGUAAAAGAAUGCGUGCAUAUAGAUACGGGAAGAUACUAUGCUGCCAAAGGCGUGUUCAUCAAUAAACGACUCAUGGCUGGUCGCGAGCAUAUGGUGCGCAAUGAGAUCGCUGUUCUAAAAAGAGUCUCGGUGGGACACCGAAACAUUCUCACUCUCGUCGACUACUUCGAGACCAUGAACAAUUUAUACCUUGUGACAGACCUCGCCCUCGGUGGAGAAUUGUUCGAUCGUAUCUGUCGAAAAGGCUCCUACUACGAAUCCGAUGCCGCCGAUCUAAUCCGCGCCACCUUGUCUGCGGUCGCAUACCUUCACGACCACGGCAUUGUGCACCGCGACCUCAAGCCAGAGAAUUUACUAUUCCGCACGCCUGAAGACAAUGCGGAUCUUCUUAUUGCAGAUUUUGGUCUGUCCAGAAUCAUGGACGAAGAGCAAUUUCAUGUCUUGACCACAACGUGCGGUACACCGGGCUAUAUGGCGCCAGAGAUCUUCAAAAAGACAGGGCAUGGCAAACCUGUUGAUAUCUGGGCGAUCGGCGUCAUCACCUACUUCCUCCUCUGUGGCUAUACACCCUUCGACCGUGACAGCAAUCUUGAAGAAAUGCAAGCCAUCCUGGCAGCCGACUAUUCCUUUACACCAGUGGAGUAUUGGCGCAAUGUUUCGGACACCGCGCGAGACUUCAUCAAGCGAUGCCUGACUAUCGACCCGCGGGCGCGUAUGACCGCCCACCAAGCCCUUCAACACCCUUGGAUCAAGCCUGAUGACCCGGCCAGUCCGGAGAAAGCGGCUGGCGAAGGACAAGAUCUCCUACCGACAGUGAAGAAGAAUUUCAACGCAAGAAGGACGCUGCAUAAGGCGAUUGACACCGUCCGCGCGAUCAACAAGCUCCGUGAAGGUGGUGGUUUAAUGGCUGGACAAAUGGACGGGGCGAUGAGCGUGGAUCCCAAACCAAAACCUGAAAUGGUCAAUGGGAGCAAAGUGCUUAAUGACCAGGGACAACCGAUCCAAGGCGAGGAAGCUACGGGCGGUACCGGACCUUCGCAAGGUGAGGCAGGAGAUGGAGGACACGAUCUAGAUGCCAUGGAGAUUGAUUCUCGAGGCAAUGCUCGCGGCCAGACGGAGGAUCAAAUACGAAGACAGCAGAAGAAGAUCGCCGAUACUGUCAGCGGCAUGUGGGGGAGUAAACACUAA